Mercenaria mercenaria is the source of this 993-nucleotide messenger RNA. RefSeq lists its product as uncharacterized. The transcript is spliced from 6 exons. The record is from RefSeq and is a predicted model, not a curated record. The coding region runs from base 126 to 836 and encodes 236 amino acids. Lineage: Eukaryota; Metazoa; Mollusca; Bivalvia; Venerida; Veneridae.
AAAUUUCAGCAUAAAAUUGGUUGCUAAUUAUGUUGACAUUUUCUUAAAUCGUUGGGAAUAUAUAAAAGAGCUCUUCGAGCUGAAACCAAAAUUUGAUGUAGUAAAGUGGCUUCGGAGAUAUCAUAAUGUCUAAGAUGUUUUCAGUUCCUGUCUUUGUUUUGGCAAUACUUGUUGUAACAGAUGCGAGUCUUGAUGAAGACUUCAGUUGCGAAAGAUACCAGGAUGUACGCGGGACAUUUAAGGACUGCUUGAGAGAGCAUGAUGUUUUGGAUUUUAGACGUAUGAUUGGGGAACUAAUGGGUGAUGACGUCAUUGAAGGCGAUGAACUUUAUGCGGAACUUACGGCGAUUUGCAGUAAUCGAGAUAUAGAAGAAAACAUCGCAUACUGUGUUGAAAGGCUCGUCACAGAUUGUCCAGCACUAGAAGAGAUAGUAAACAGAACAAUCGAAAACAAGUUUUCAUUCUUUUAUGAGAACAACCAACCCUCAAGUAUUCUCAGUGCAGCAUUACAGCAUGGCUAUAUGUUCAACAACAAUUGCUCCAUUAGAAUGCAAGAUCAAGGGGUGGAAGCAAUGAGAACUUGUGCGAUGGAAGCUUUUUCCGGCGAUGACCUUAGCAAUUUCCCUGUGGGCGAUGUUCUGUCAGCAUAUCUAAAAAUCGGACGCAACUGGUUUCAGUGUAGUCUGACAGAAAUCAGAGAUGAAUUUUCAGAUGUAUUAGAAUGCGGGUCAACAUUGCGGGACAUGUUUAUGACUUUUGCAAUAUUCCUGUCGGGCAGUGGCUACCUUACACCGACGCUAACAGCGAGUGACAUGGCUGUGUUCGAGAAUGCUUAACAAAGGCGACUGUCACACAGGAGACAAGACUAGAAAUAUUUCAGUUAUGGUACAGACAUUCACGCAGUUAACAUACUGGGCGAUGUAUGUACUUGAAGUGCUUUGCUUUGGAAUUACACGAAAAUGAACUGUUAUACGUAUUAAAUAAUUAUUUUAA